GAUGAGAAAAAUGCGACGUUGGUCCAUUGGGCAGCGAAAUAUGGGCAGCCCUCCGUAGUCGAGAAACUCGCUAGCAAGGGAAUCAGUUUGAACGACAAGGACGCUGAAGGUCGUACUCCGCUGGACUAUGCCCUCGAUAGCAACGACGAGGACACAAUAAAUCUUCUCCUUAAAGGUGGCAAGCACAUCAGCCGGCAGGAUACCGUUAGCAUUCAGACCCUGCAUUUUAGCGCUCGGACGGGAGACAUCAGCAUGAUUAAGCAGCUCCAUGAGAAAGGAAGUAGUUUGGAAGCUCGCGACGGCAAAGGUCAAACGGUCAUUUUCCAUGCUGUCAAGGGAAAGCAAUAUGCGACUAUGAGAUGGCUUCUAGAGAACAACGCGAAUAUACACGCAGUCGACAAACAAGGAUUUACCGCACUCCAUAUCGCUGCUCAAGAGUGCGAUCUAGUGGCUACCAAGAUUCUGGUAGAGAAAGGAGCAAACGUAAACGCCUUGUCGAGUGAGAGGUUGACGCCGCUGCUCUGCAUCGUUAAUUCUCAGGGCAUUGAUGUCCUCAGGUAUCUGUAUGACAAAGGCGCUGACAUCGACGCGAUGGACAACGAC
This is a messenger RNA of Lindgomyces ingoldianus, 603 nucleotides long. Its product is annotated as ankyrin. The annotation marks the transcript as partial. Lineage: Eukaryota; Fungi; Ascomycota; Dothideomycetes; Pleosporales; Lindgomycetaceae. Gene Ontology annotation, molecular function: protein binding. The record is from RefSeq and is a predicted model, not a curated record. The transcript has a single exon.